CGGUCCAGAGCCAGGCGGCGGCAGAGCGAGGGGCAUCCGCUACCGCCAAGUCCAGAGCCAUAUCCAUCCUGCAGAAGAAGCCCCGCCACCAGCAGCUUCUGCCAUCUCUCUCCUCCUUUUUCUUCAGCCACAGGCUCCCAGACAUGACAGCCAUCAUCAAAGAGAUCGUUAGCAGAAACAAAAGGAGAUAUCAAGAGGAUGGAUUCGACUUAGACUUGACCUAUAUUUAUCCCAACAUUAUUGCUAUGGGGUUUCCUGCAGAAAGACUUGAAGGCGUAUACAGGAACAAUAUUGAUGAUGUAGUAAGGUGUGCUGAAAGACAUUAUGAUACCGCCAAAUUUAACUGCAGAGUUGCACAGUAUCCUUUUGAAGACCAUAAUCCACCACAACUAGAACUUAUCAAACCCUUUUGUGAAGAUCUUGACCAAUGGCUAAGUGAAGAUGACAAUCAUGUUGCAGCAAUUCACUGUAAAGCUGGAAAGGGACGAACUGGUGUAAUGAUUUGUGCAUAUUUAUUACAUCGGGGCAAAUUUUUAAAGGCACAAGAGGCCCUAGAUUUCUAUGGGGAAGUAAGGACCAGAGACAAAAAGGGAGUAACUAUUCCCAGUCAGAGGCGCUAUGUGUAUUAUUAUAGCUACCUGUUAAAGAAUCAUCUGGAUUAUAGACCAGUGGCACUGUUGUUUCACAAGAUGAUGUUUGAAACUAUUCCAAUGUUCAGUGGCGGAACUUGCAAUCCUCAGUUUGUGGUCUGCCAGCUAAAGGUGAAGAUCUAUUCCUCCAAUUCAGGACCCACACGACGGGAAGACAAGUUCAUGUACUUCGAGUUCCCUCAGCCGUUACCUGUGUGUGGUGACAUCAAAGUAGAGUUCUUCCACAAACAGAACAAGAUGCUAAAAAAGGACAAAAUGUUUCACUUUUGGGUAAACACAUUCUUCAUACCAGGACCAGAGGAAACCUCAGAAAAAGUAGAAAAUGGAAGUCUAUGUGAUCAAGAAAUUGAUAGUAUUUGCAGUAUAGAGCGUGCAGAUAAUGACAAGGAAUAUCUAGUACUCACUUUAACAAAAAAUGAUCUCGACAAAGCAAAUAAAGACAAGGCCAACCGAUACUUUUCUCCAAAUUUUAAGGUGAAGCUGUACUUCACGAAAACAGUAGAGGAGCCAUCAAAUCCCGAGGCUAGCAGUUCAACUUCUGUAACACCAGACGUUAGUGACAAUGAACCUGACCAUUAUCGAUAUUCUGACACCACUGACUCUGAUCCAGAGAAUGAACCUUUUGAUGAAGAUCAGCAUACACAGAUUACAAAAGUCUGAAUUUUUUUUUAAUCAAGACGGAUAAAACACCAUGAAAACAAACUUGAAUAAACUGAAAUUGGACCUUUUUUUUUUAAUGGCAAUAGGACAUUGUGUCAGAUUACCAGUUAUAGGAACAAUUCUCUUUUCCCGACCAAUCUUGUUUUACCCUCUACAUCCACAGGGUUUUGACACUUGUUGUCCAGUUGAAAAAAGGUUGUGUAGCUGUGUCAUGUAUAUACCUUUUUGUGUCAAAAGGACAUUUAAAAUUCAAUUAGGAUAAAUAAAGAUGGCACUUUCCCAUUUUAUUCCAGUUUUAUAAAAAGUGGAGACAGACUGAUGUGUAUACGUAGGAAUUUCUCAUUUUGUGUUCUGUCACCAACUGAAGUGGCUAAAGAGUGUUGUGAUACACAGGUUCACAUCCUACCCCUCUGCACUUGUGGCACAGAUGAGUUUGCAGUUGGCUCAGAGGAGUUUCUCAAGGGUUUAGCUACAUUGUACUGCAUGUGUUCGGGCUAGGGGAGUGGAGGAAGUGCUGGGCUCUGGACCGCACACCACGUCCAGCUGUCUUGCGCACCUCUCUGCAGCACGCUGCGGUUUCAUCAGGACGUGUGAGGGAUUGGCCGCUGUCACUGCUUGUCGUUUUGUGCAUUUUAUUUUUUUUAAAGCAUAUUGGUGCUAGAAAAGGCAGCUAGAGGGAGUGAAUUGUAUUGGGGGACAGGAAUGAACCUUCCACAACUUCUUACGAAUCCACAAGUGAAGGGAUACAAACAUAAUGUGGUCGUAGAUAAGAAACACAGCAACCAUGACUUAACCAUACAAAUGUGGAGGCUAUCAACAAAGAAUGGGCUUGAAACAUGACGAAAAUUGACAAUGAUCUAUUAAAUACAUUUUCUCAGUUGUAACGCCUUCUCCAUCUCCUGUGUGUAAUCAAGGCCAGUGCGAAAAGUCAGAUGCUAUUAGAACCUACAUCAGUCAACCACAUACACUUACUUUAUGAGUUUUCAAUCAUAUACCUGCUGUGGAUGCUUCACGUGCUGCCUGCAAGCUUCUUUUUUCUCAUUGAAUAUAAAAUAUUUUGUAAUGCUGCACAGGAAAUUUCAAUUUGAGAUUCUACAGUAAGCGUUUUUUUCUUUAAAGAUUUAUGAUGCACUUAAUUCAAUCCAAUAGCUGUCAGCCGUUCCGCCCUUUUGACCUUACACAUUCUAUUACAAUGAGUUUUGCAGUUUUGCACAUUUUUUAAAUGUCAUUAACUGUUAGGGAAUUUUACUUGAAUACUGAAUACAUAUAAUGUUUAUAUUUAAAAGGACAUUAUUUGUGUUAAAAAGGAAAUUAGAGUUGCAGUAAAUUUUCAGCACCGCACAAAUAAUAAGGCAUUUACUUUUUCAGUAGAAAUUGUCCCACAUAACGCUUUCAUUGAUGUUUUAUUGAAAGAAUAGAUUUUUUUUUUAAAUGUGCAGUGUUGAAUCAUUUCUUCAUAGUGCUAGACUUAGGACUAGGGCUUCAAUUUCACUUCUUAAAUAUCAUAUAUUUGAUAUGCCCAGACUGCAUAUGAUUCUAAGCAGAGUACAACUACUAUGGUAAAGCUAAUGUGAAGAUACAAUUUAAAAAGAAGUUUUUUCCCCCCCAGAAAUUUGGUGUCUUUCAAAUUAUACCUUGACCUUGAAACAUUUAAAUAUCCAGCCAGUUUAUUUCUUAAUGGUGUAAAAUCUCAUUUUCAAUAACUUAUUGGUGCUGAAAUUGUUCACUAGCUGUGGUCUGACCGAGUUAAUUUACAAAUACAGAUUGCAUAGGACCCAACUAGAGCAGCAUUUAUAGGUUUGAUGGUUAAAUAGAUUAGGCAGAACUUCAUCUAAAAUAUUCUUAGUAAAUAAUGUUGACGUGUUUUCCAUACCUCAUCAGUUUCAUUCAACAAAUAAAAUUUUUAAAUUUUUAACACAGCUCUUAGGGUUUACACAUUUGUAUUUAAACAUUGAUAUAUAGAGAAUUGAUUGCUCAUAAGUUAAAUUGGUAAAGAGACAACUAUUCCUAAGAUCUCAGCAUUGAAAUUUAUAUACCACCUUACUUUCAUAAAAGCUGAAAAUUAUUGACUAAAAUGAAAAUCACCUAUUCAUGUUUUGAUGAUAGUUAUUAAUACUGUUAUUUGUUACAGUUUUGGGCACAGUACAUUAAAACAUAACUUGUGUUGUUCCAAUAUGUAACAUGGAGGGCCAGGUCAUAAAUAAUGACAUUAUAAUGGGCUUUUGCACUGUUAUUAUUUUUCCUUUGGAAUGUGAAGGUCUGAAUGAGGGUUUUGAUUUUGAAUGUUUCAAUGUUUUUGAGAAGCCUUGCUUACAUUUUAUGGUGUAGUCAUUGGAAAUGGAAAAAUGGCAUUAUAUAUAUAUAUUAUAUAUAUAUAAAUAUAUAUUAUACAUACUACUCUCCUUUAUUUCAGUUACCAUCCCCAUAGAAUUUGACAAGAAUUGCUAUGACUGAAAGGUUUUUGAGUCCUGAUUAAAACUUUAUUUAUGACAGUAUUCAUAAUUAGCCUGAAAUGCAUUCUGUAGGUAAUCUCUUUGAGUUUCUGGAAUGUUUUCUUCCUUAGACUUUUUGGAUGUGCAGCCGCUUACAUGUCUGAAGUUACUUGAAGGCAUCAAUUUUAAGAAAGCUUACAGUUGGGCCCUGUGCCAUCCCAAGUCCUCUGUAGCUCCUUGUGAACAUUUUUUUUUUUGCCAUAAUUAUUACAGGGCAGUUGAAUAAAUAGCAUCCCCAUUCUUUGCUGUGGCACAGGUUAUAAACUUAAGUGGAGUUUACCGGCAGCAUCAAAUGUUUCAGCUUUAAAAAAUAAAAAGUAGGGUACAAGUUACAUGUUUAGUUCUAGAAAAAUGUGUGCAAUAUGUUCAUAACGAUGGCUGUGGUCGCCACAAAGUGCCUCGUGUACCUUUACAUACUGUUAAUGUGUCAUGCAUGCAGACGGAAGGGGUGGGACUGUGCACGGAAGUGGGGGCUCUAACCGCAGUGUCCGGCAGCAUUGCCUUCCACCCUGCCGGUUCAAAAGUUCAAUCUGUUUUCAUAGAGAAUAUAUAUACUAAACAUUUCAGUCUGUUAAACAGCCUUACUCUGAUUCAGCCUCUUCAGAUACUCUUGUGCUGUGCAGCAGUGGCUCUGUGUGUAAAUGCUAUGCACUGAGGAUACACAAAAACAUAUGAUGUGUACAGGAUAAUGCCUCAUACCAAUCAGAUGUCCAUUUGUUAUGGUGUUUGUUAACAACCCUUUAUCUCUUAGUGUUAUAAACUCCACUUAAAACUGAUUAAAGUCUCAUUCUUGUCA
Molecule: messenger RNA, 4598 nt
Organism: Ailuropoda melanoleuca (giant panda)
Lineage: Eukaryota; Metazoa; Chordata; Mammalia; Carnivora; Ursidae
Gene: PTEN
Product: phosphatase and tensin homolog
Exons: 8
Coding region: 144-1310 (388 amino acids)
Biological process (GO): regulation of phosphatidylinositol 3-kinase/protein kinase B signal transduction; cell motility; protein dephosphorylation
Cellular component (GO): plasma membrane; cell projection; cytosol
Molecular function (GO): phosphatidylinositol-3,4,5-trisphosphate 3-phosphatase activity; protein tyrosine phosphatase activity; phosphatidylinositol-3,4-bisphosphate 3-phosphatase activity
Source: RefSeq, a predicted model, not a curated record